Messenger RNA from Trifolium pratense (red clover), 2489 nucleotides. RefSeq names its product protein MAIN-LIKE 1-like. The transcript is spliced from 4 exons. The record is from RefSeq and is a predicted model, not a curated record. Bases 125 to 2167 code for a protein of 680 amino acids. Lineage: Eukaryota; Viridiplantae; Streptophyta; Magnoliopsida; Fabales; Fabaceae. Gene Ontology annotation, biological process: meristem development; meristem maintenance.
GUUCACGUAAUGAUGAUGAAGUAGGUUUUGGAGGAGGACCGACGGAUUUGUCCUUGUUAACGGAGUACGAUAAGCAUAUGGCUAUUCCGAUAUGGUAUGCAGACCCAAAUGACAAAGAGGAAUCAUGACGGACGACAAAGUUGGCCGAACAAGACGUGGCGGUGCAAGCAAAGCACAUAGCUCUGCACGUAGACAGGCUGCGGUCAAUGUAGAUAAAAUUCCAAGUCGAGCUAAAGGGAAAGCAGUUUCAACCACGAUGGAUGAGCCUCGACCGGAGGAUGCAGAAUCGCAAGAGGAGAAUGAAGACGUGGAAGAAAAUAUUUCUGAAGAAGGGGAAGAGGAAGGGGAGGAAGGGGAGGAAGGAGUGGAUGAGGAAGCGGAGGAAGCGGAUGAGGAAGCGGAUGAAGAGGGGGAUGAUGAUGGGGAAGAAGAAGUUGAUGAGGAAGCGGAAGAGGAAAUGGAGGAGGAAGAGGAGGCUGAACAACCACCACCAGAACCUAAAAAACCACGGAAAAAGGUUACACGAGUAACACAAGGAAGGAACCCACCACGAGUUAAACCACCACCAGUUACAUGUUAUGAUGGUGGUCCGUCUGACUUGUCUUUGUUGCCGGGAUUUGGAAAACAUGUUGCUGUACCGUUGUGGAAAGGAGAGCUCCAAUCCCGGUAUUUGAGGGUAAUGAACAACGGGAAAAAAAUCAACAAUUUCAAGAUAUGUCCGAAAGAGUACUCGUGGUUUUGGAAUGUCGUUAAUGCGUCCGGACUCGAAACUCUGCGGCGGACAAAUUACAAUCACACCGAUUGGGGUCUGUUGACGGCAUUUGCAGAGCGAUGGCAUCCUGAGACCGGAACUUUCCAUCUUCCUAUUGGUGAGAUGACUAUAACCUUGGACGACGUGUCCUCAUUGCUUCAUAUUCCGAUUACCGGAAAAAUGCUCGACCACAACGGAACGUCAUGUACAAAGGAAGAUGGUGAAGAGAUGUGCGUAGAGUAUCUGAACUUCCCUAUUAGUAAGUGCAAGAAAGAGUUUCAAAAAAUGAAAGGAGCACAUAUAGGGUUUAAGGCGUUGAAGGAUUUGUAUCUCGAUAAUUUGAAGGAUGCCUUGAAAGCUGAAAGGUUAAAGAAGCCUGCUGAAGAUGUGGAAUUCCUCAGGGAAUGCACCAUUAGAUGCUAUUUGCUCUACUUGAUCGGUGCAACCAUUUUCACCAACAAAAGUAUGCAGUACGUGGACGUCAUUUUUCUUACCUACUUGCGAGACCUCAGUUUAGUUAACACGUGGAAUUGGGGUGCUUCUGGGCUGGCAUAUCUGUACAACUACUUGGAUGCUGCAAGCCGCCCGAGAUGUGGAAAUCAUGGUGGUUAUAACUGUCUAUUUCAGGCCUGGAUUAUGGCGCAUUUCAAAACUUUUGGUGGACGUUUUGUUGAUGAGAGAUACACCCACGACAAUCCCUAUGCGGCAAGAUUUUUGCCUUUAAAAGGACCAAAAUUUCCAGGGCAGCAUAGGUCCGCAUUGGAUACAAUGCGCAUGGAUGAAGUGGUGUUUUGCCCAUAUGAGGAGCACCGGCAAACCAGACCCUUUCAAGAUAUCAGUUGGUACACUGGUUGGAUUAUGUGUGGAAGUGCUAUUAUCAAUCCACACUUGCCAGAACGUGUCCUCCGACAAUUUGGACAUGUCCAGUCUAUCCCUAGGCACCCUGAUGUAUCUGCAAAGGCUGGUAUGAAUCGGUUUACGAUUGCUGAUGCAUUUGCUUCCUACCUGACUGCCAACUAUGUGACAGAGGAGAUGCGAGGACCAAAAGUUGUGCGUGCAUUUGAUACCGUACCCGGAUACAUUCCAUGGUUAUACCGUGUUUCUCAUCCGAAGAUAUUGCCACCGGUUGAAGCGGAUCCACCAACACAUGCUAACCUUGAGGAGGACAACGUGAGUGGUGAAUGCGACGUGUCUGAAGUGACUAAGAAGGUUCGAGCGGAUUUGAGGAAAGCGCUCGAUGGUCAACUCAAUUUGGCCGAUGCUUUGGUGGUUAUUGAAAAAGCCUACACUGAUUUGGAGCCUGUAGAUGCAUAUUUGGUGCGACGGAAGAGGAAAAGAGACUCGGGUGAAGGAACAAAGAAGAGGAAGAAGAAGAAGAAGACAACAACUGAAGAUGCCGGAACAAGCAGCUUGUAGUUUUUUAUUUUUUGUUUUCGCUAUGUUUUAUUUUUUUUUAAAUCCUGCCGUGUACAAUGGAACAACUUGUCCGUAUAAUUUCGUUUUGCUUGGGAUGUAUGAACAUGGAUUUAUAUUGAAUGCGGUUUCCAUUUAAUUUGUUUUUUUAUUGGAUUUGGAUUGGAAUGUAUGAAUUUCAUUUGAAAUACGAUUAUAUCCGAACAGGUGAUUUCGCGUGGAUAUGAUCCCACGGGUGAUACAUAGUUUAAAGUCAUUUGUUGGGAAAAGAUAUAUUUCGGUAAAACUUUGCCGAAACAUACUAAAACAGUGAGCCAGACAAAAA